CAUCAUUUCCCCCAAGCACCCUAUCCAUUCUUACCUCUAUAAUGUCCCAGAGAGACUAUGAAGAAUUGCCCACUCUCCCCUGCAUACACACGUGUAGCUCACCAGGCAGAGCAAGAUGUCACAUGACAGUGAGAAGUGAACUCAAUCCGCCACCUUGAAGAAGGGCAAACUAGAUUCGUGAAGCUAUGGGAAGAUAUACAACAUAGAGUCAUGUUGCCCAUAACUAAAAUGGCGGCGGCUGGUACUGCUGCCUAAUGUCAAAGUGUUCUAAGCCUGUUUCUUGCUACAUUGUGUCUGAUGGUGAGAGACUGUGGGCUGAUGGCGGCUGUGCUGAGCAGGUUGGUGAAUCCAAUAAAGGGGACUGCUGAGAAUUGAGCAGGAAGUGAACAUUGUAGGCUGGAGUAUCAGAAGCAGGACACACUGUCAAACUCAGCUAUUUUGGCAUAAAAUGUUUAAUUCCCAGGAGUUUUUGGAGUAGUGAAUGACCCCCAAUUUGUAUUGUAAUGAUUUAAGGGGACACUAUAGUCACCAAAACCACUGCAGUUUAAUGUAGUGACCGGCGCUGCAUGGGGAAAAAAGGUGAGUAAAAACACCUUUCCCAUGCGAGCAAGGACAGUUGGAGACCUAAAUUGUUAAACAUUAUAGUAUCAGGAAUACAUGUUUCCUGACACUAUAGUGUUCCUUUAAAGAAACAUUUUAAGUACCACAGUGGUUAUAGUACUUGACGUGUCCUGCCUGCCGCUGUUCCAUGAUUAGUUGUCAAACUGUUUUAGAAUGGUUUAUAGCUUAUACGUGGGUCCGCAGCGGUAGGUUAUGCUCCAGAGGUAAGUAUGUUUUACUUCUACAAAUAAUAAAAUAAAAAAUUGUUUUACUCAGCACUGUUUAACCCAGUAAAAAUUUCAGUAGUGUUUACUGAGUUUAAAGAACAAGGAAGGAGCAACAGUUCUGUUUUAAAGGCAUUUAAAGUGCCACUUCUGGGGUGUUUGCAUAUUUAAUUCAAAGACUCGCUCACUGAAUUGGAGCACACUGGAAGGUAGGUUUGCAUUUAGGUAAUGGUAAAGUAGUAAAAACUGCUAUAAUAAGUCAUAGAACCCGAUUUAGAGACAAUGAAUCACAACUUAGGAAUGUCCCUAAAAACACAGGACUGUUGUUAGUUAUGGACAUCAAAUUGAUGACUAUUGUUAUCAACCUUAAUGUAUUGGGAUGAUGAUUUUGUGUAUAAUUUUCAAACAUAUUUACUGGGCAAAAUAUGAACAAAUUAUAUAGUAGACAAGUUAUGGAUGUCUUGAAAGUAUGGCUCCUUUGGGGACAUUAGUCCUGCAAUUUACAAAGCUGUUCUUUCUAUGAUAUAAGCUACAAUAGCAUUUUAACAAAGAAAUCCAUCCUGGGACUUAAUGGAAUAGUUUAUCAUUCCUACGAUAAGCCAGUGUAAUUAAAAUGAGUUCCUCUCUGGUAGUAAAGAUAAGAAUAUGCAGAAAUUCCUUGCAUGUUAGAAUUUGAAUACAUGUUGUCCAUAUUUGAAACAAAUGAAAUAUUCAGAACGUGUGUGUAUUUAGUGUUUUACAGGGCGCAAAGUCACUGGUUCAACACCGCAGACUGCAUGUCACGUCUGUUUUAGAAAAGGCAAAAACAGGGGCAGAGCACAGGUGGUUAGCAAGACAGAACAGUGAUCCUUACGUAAAGGCUGCACAUCGAAAUAACUACCGUUGCCGGAGCGCCUUCAAACUCCUUGAGAUUGAUGAGAAGUAUAAAAUACUGCUCCCGGGACAUCAUGUUAUUGACUGCGGGGCUGCACCCGGAGCCUGGAGUCAGGUGGCUGUUGAGAAAGUAAAUUCGUUGGGUGAAGGUGAGUGUUGAAGGUACUGAAUGAUAAUAAAAAUCCUGUGUUAGUGAGUUCUAAAGUUUAAAGGGACACUAUAGUCACCCAGAUCACUUCAGCUCAAUGCAGUGGUCUGGGUGCCAGGUCCCCCAGGUUUUAACCCUUCAGAUGUAAACGUUGCAGUUUCAGAGAAACUGCAAUGUUUAUAUUGCAGGGUUAAUCCAGCCUCUUUGUUUGCACAUACACACAUUCACUUUGUUUGCACGUACACACAUUAUUCAGUGAGUUAUGUAUAAAUUUUUUGACUUAAUAAAGUUUAUCUUAUAUUGAUUUCUACUUUUAGAGGUAACCUUAGUGAGUCAGGGUGGUUUUCUUAGUCCAAAGCUACCAAUCCUCUUCUUUAUUGUUUAAUGUUUAUGCCCUCUUUUACCUCUAUAACCCUUAUCUAACCCCGUGGCUGGGUAUUCCUAUCCUGGGGUUACUCCUUCGUACUCUAGUGGCUGUCUUCCUGACAACCGCUAGAGGUGCUUCUGUGAUGCUGGAUGUGAAAAUCGCGUUCAGCAUUUGCAGAACGUCCAUAGGAAAGCAUUGAGAAAUGCUUUCCUAUGGACUGUUUGAAUGCGCGCGGCUCUUGCCGCGCAUGCGCAUUCCGCUCCACUCGGGAGAUGACGUCAGCGGGGAAGGAGAGGACACCAGCGCCGAGGGAGCCUGGCACUGGAUUAAAGUAAGUAAGCCAAGGGAGGGGGCCAUAACGGUGGGGGAGACCUAAGGGUUAUAUAGUGUCAGGAAAACGAGUUUGUGCUGAGCAGGUUGGUGAAUCAAUUAUUGGGUGAAGGUGUACAUUGGUAGUGUACAUGGUAGUUAAAGGAUCACUGCACUGUGUACAUUGGUAGUGUACAUGGUAGUUAAAGGAACACCAUGUGUUAAGGUGAUAGAUUAUUAAAUAAUUAUUAUUAAUUAUAUAGCGCCAGCAAAUUCCCUAGCGCUGUACAAUAAUGGGACCUAAAUUGCUAGUAUGUAUGUGUGUGUGUAUAUAUAUAUAUCUUGUUGUUGUUGUUGUUGUUAUUAUUAUUGCGCCAACGUAUUCCGCAGCACUUUACAAUCAUAGAAUGGUGAUAAUUAACAGCAAAUUGACAUACAGAGUAUUGGCAUAGACAAAGAUGGAGAAGGCCCCGCACAAACGAGCUUACAAAAAAUAUUUACAUAAUGGCUGUACGUAAGGCGUUGUCGGUAAACGGCUCCUGUACCGCCCUGUUCUAACAUCUGAUUAAUACCUGUACUGUACCCCAUCAGCUCUUUCCUUUAUGUUAUUAACAUGGGAGGGGGUGGUACAACCCUUAUUUGACAUCUCAGACAAAUGUGCACAUAUUCACUUGACGAGCAAAAAAAUGGGUUGCAAGAGUAUACUGAGAACGGGCAGCAGCUGAAAUAGCCUGCCCUUCGGUGGGUCCCCGUUCAGAGAGAACGUGCUAGCAUUUCGGAUCUGGACUGCCCGUAUUGGGUGGGACCAGUCUGAUAUGCUUCAGAUAUGUUCUCUCUGUAAUGGCACAAGAUGAGCUAACACCAGCUUGAGUUCUGAGUGGGGACCCACCGAAGGGCAGGCUAUUUUAGCUGCUGUCCGUCCUCAGAAUACUCUUGCGACCCAUUUUUGCUCUCCAUUAGUUUAAAGGGUAAUCCAGACGUGAACCGCUUGCUCACGGUGCCUAGGGAGAUAUCAGCUAUGCCUCACUGAUGAUGCCUAACAAGGCUGAAACGAUCGUCUGGGGUUGCUGUAUCUCUCGUGCAGAGAGAACUUGCUGGCAUUACGGAUCUGGACUGCCCGUAUUGGGUGGGACCAGUCUGAUAUGCUUCAGAUAUGUUCUCUCUGUAAUGGCACAAGAUGAGCUAAAACCAGCUUGAGUUCUGAGCGGGGACCCACCGAAGGGCAGGCUAUUUUAGCUGCUGUCUGUUCUCAGAAUACUCUUGCGACCCAUUUUUGCUCUCCACAUUCACUUGACCAUCCAUGUGCAUUUAUUCAUACCAAGUGUUAACCUACCAACUACAUAUUUUUUGUUUUUCCACUUACAGGUCCACUUUAUGUGUUGCGCUGUUUUUAAGUAAUUUAUCCUAGAUUUAAACAUAUUUACCAUGGACCUCACUAAGCAUCUUUUAGCUGAGGGAUUCUGAGCAAAAGAGGUGAGAUCCAUUCUACAAAACACUGGGUGCUUUGAAAUAAGGUUUUACUCUCAACCUGGCAACGGUUAAUUCCCUCUGAGAAAUUAUCACUGAUUGCAAGGUUAGAGGUGUGCGUAUAAAGCCAUCUCUUGUCCUGCACUGGCUAUCAGAAAAAUGUUAAUGGAAAACUUCAAGCACCAUAACCACUACAGUGCUUUGUAAUAGUUAUUGUGCAAGUUCCCUGGUGCUCCCCUAUUGUAAGUAGUCAAACUGUUUUAUAAUGGCUACAGGAGAGCCAGAAGAUCUCUGUCUGCGCUAAGCCUGACAACUCAUAGCUUAAAAGGACACUGUAGGCAACCAGAUCACUGCCGCUCAUUGAAGUGGUCUGGGUGCUGUGACCCUUUUGCACUUAGUGCUGCAAUGGUAAACAUUGCAGUUCCAGAGAACUUCAAUGUUUACAUUUCAGCUCUAAGUCUGCCCUUUGUGGCUGUCUAACAGACAGCCACAAGAGGGCUUCCGGAAUCCUAACAGACCUUUGGUCCAUUAUCGGACGCUGGACGUCCUCACGGACCUCCAGCUCUAAUGCGCGCGCGCGCAGCCUUUGCCUUCAGCCCCACGGGAGUGCUAGGGAGGGGCGGGAUCUAUUAACCCUAUAGUGCCAGGAAAACGGCUUUGUUUUCCUGGCACUAUAGGAUCCCUUUAACUCAUUCAGCUGAAACUCUCAGGCAAUGGGCUUAGCCCAAGGGAGCUAACAAAAGCUCCUAGACUGGAGCUUUUAUCGCUACUACAGCUGUAGUGAUGGUGGGGAUUGGCAGCUGUUCUAAUACGGUUUGACUAUUUAAAAUGAGGAAGCACCAGGGCAUUUGUGGCACCAUCACCCUAUAGGGAUGGGGUAUUGGUAAAACAACCACUUUUAGGAUUGUGCAAGAUCAUUUAAAACACAAAAGUUCUGAGAAAAUAUAAAAUAGAUAUUUGUAUGUAUUUUUUUUUAUCCCUGCUUUAGAAGUGAAUCUUCUAUCCGUAACUUGUAUUUGCAUUGAAUUUCAUUUGUUGUUCUAGAUCUUAAAGCAAGUUUUGGCUUUGUGAUCGGACUUGACCUUCUUCACAUCUCACCGCUGGAAGGAGCAGUAUUACUCUCUCAUUCUGAUGUAACCGACCCAGUAACCCAAAAUAAAGUCAUUGGCCUUCUCCCUUCGGGAAAAGCAGAUGUCAUCCUGAGUGAUAUGGCACCUAAUGCCAGCGGAAUACGAGAAAUGGAUCAUCAAAGGCUUGUCAGCAUGUGUAUUUCUCUUCUGGACUUGUCUGACAGAGUUUUGCGCCCCGGAGGCAGCUUUCUCUGCAAAUUGUGGGAUGGUAGUGAAAGCAAUGUAAUACGAGACAAACUGCGCCAGAGGUUUCAGGACGUGAGAAACGUAAAACCCAAAGCCAGCAGGACAGAUUCUGCUGAGACAUUUUUAUUAGCAAGACUACACAAGAAGAACCCAUCUUCAGUCCCCUAAAACUGGAACUCAGUUUAUCAUAAAGCUAUAUACAUUUAUUUUAAUAAAGUAAUCCUAUAUAAACGAACCGUUCACACUAGCUCUCUCAAUAUAAAAUGUUU
This is a messenger RNA of Pelobates cultripes (western spadefoot toad), 5573 nucleotides long. Lineage: Eukaryota; Metazoa; Chordata; Amphibia; Anura; Pelobatidae. The record is from the annotation of a GenBank genome assembly.